ACAACGGCACGAGUGCCAUUAUGUUAGCUACUUGGCUAGCUAAUGCGAUUUUCUGAAGUUGCAAAAAAAAAAUAUUUGAAAUUGUUGGAGAGCCGAGAAAAUUUGCUGAAUAUCCCCUAACCAUUUUGUCUUUCCUUCAGCAAGAUUGUUUCCUUCCGCCAUUUUGGAGUUUUUGUAUUCCAGCCGGAGAUUACCCGCUGCUGAAUGCUAACAGCGCUGUAGCUUGCAUGCGUUACAGUGGAUAAAGAUGGAGCUGCAGGCGGUGCUGAUGGCUGCUGGUGGUGGGUCCCGCAUGAUGGACCUCACCUACAACACCCCGAAACCUUUACUGCCUGUGGGCAACAAGCCGCUCAUCUGGUACCCGCUCAGCCUGCUGGAGAGAGCCGGCUUUGAAGAGGUCAUAGUGAUCACCACAAAAGAAGUCCAGAAGGCACUGAGCGUGGAGCAGCGAGUCAAGCUGGACGUGAAGAUGAAGCUAGAUGUGGUGUGUAUCCAGGAGGAAGCGGAUAUGGGGACUGCCGAUGCCCUGCGACACAUUCAGCAGAAGAUUAAGACGGACAUCCUGGUGGUGAGCUGUGACCUGAUCACGGACGUGGCGCUUCACGAGGUGGUGGAUCUUUUCCGAGCCCACAACGCCACACUUUCCAUGCUCAUGAGUAAAGUGCAUGAAUUCACAGAGACCGUCCCUGGGCAGAAAGGAAAGAAGAAAGCAGGAGAGCAGCGAGACUUUGUGGGAGUGGACGGCACGGGGAAGCGGCUCCUCUUCAUGGCGAACGAAGCGGACCUGGAGGAAGGCCUCGUGAUCCGGAAGGCCAUCAUGCGCAAACAUCCCAGGAUGCACAUCAAGACAGGCCUCCUGGACGCCCACCUGUACUGCUUUAAGAGAUCCGUGGUCGACUUUUUAGUCGACAACAAGUCCAUCUCUUCACUGCGUGGGGAGCUGGUGCCGUAUCUGGUGCGUAAGCAGUUCAUGAAGGUCUUAAACUUCCAGACGGAUGACCAGCAGACACAACCGAAUCAGAAGAAAAAGGAUGCCAGCUCUUCCCUAGAGAUCUUGAGCCCCUCCAAAGACGAGGGGCUUCUGGAGCUCGCGCGAGAUCGCUCCUGCUGGAAUGAUCACCGUGGCGACAUGAGCGAGGCAUACCACGGUGGAAAGCUGCGUUGCUAUGUGCACAUCAUGGAGGACAGCGUGUGUUACCGCGUCAACACACUGGCCGCGUACGUGGAGGCCAAUCGCGUGGCUCCCAAACUGUUCGAAGAGCCUCCAGUUCAUCCGUCUGCUGUCGUAUCAGAGAGGAGCCUUGUCGGAGGAGACAGCAUCAUCGGCGCGGCGAGCCAGAUAGCAGACAAAACAUCCAUCAAACGCUCAACCAUCGGCGCGGCCACUACAGUCAAGGAGAAAGUCAAGAUAACGAACUCGAUCAUCAUGAAUGGUGUCACUAUUGAAGAAGGGUGUAACAUUCAAGGCAGCGUGAUCUGCAACAACGCCACGAUAGGACGAGGUGCCGACAUCAAGUACUGUCUGGUGGGAAGCGGCCAGCGCAUCGAGCCAGAGGCUGAAAGGACCAAUGAGGUCAUUGUUGGAUCAGAUCAGCUCAUGGAGAUCUAGAACCAAGGAGAAGACAGCUCAUGGGCAUGACAAGAUUUUCACCAAAGAAGUCUUGGACACCACUUUUUUUUUUUUUUUUUAACUGAACAUGUUCAAAUAAACAUGGAAUUAUUUAUCUUAGCUGACAGUGUCUUAUUAUUUUUUCACCGUAAUGUCCUGAGUCGGGAGCUUCUGCGUUUCUUGGAUCAUAUGAAUGUUAUUGAGCUUUGGUUUCUUUACUGCAUCAUGUACAGGGCAGCCAGAUAAUAUGCUUAAAUAUGAAAUGAGAAGGUGUGUGUGUGUGUUUAAAUUCCAAAAUGAUGGAUAGAAUAGGUUGAACAACUUCUAUCAAGAAUGUCAUUUCGGUGUGUUUUUUGCGACCAUGCUUAGAUGUCAUGCUAUACUGGUGUUUGUACUCCCAGUCCUGCUCAGUGGUGUAGGUUCUCCAGCUGCCUGUGAGCGACGACAUGCCCUGCUGUCAGAAGAAACGGAUAAGCACAAUAGGGUUAACUUUAUUUGUACACCAAAAAAAGCAGAGCAAUGGACCACCCAGUGAGAACAUAACAGCUAAUCGUCUCCCUCACCCUCCACCCACCACCACUACUCCAACUCGGAAGAUGCUCUAAAGAACUAGUCUUCGAGAUUUUUUUUUCUUUUUCCUCUCUUCGCUGUCAACGAUUUAUGACAUUCCAUUGCAGCUCCUAAAUUACAGGCUUGACAUUAGUUCUUCAGUCACGAAGCCUGAUGAGCCUCCGGAAGAUUCUCAGUGAUGAUUUAUCAUGGCUUGCUCAGUCUCCGUGGCCAACCCGAGUCAUUUAGUGUCACUAAUGAAAUGAUCAUGAGUUCUUUGUCUUUGCAGCCUUCGCCUCCCUGGACUUUGUCGUUUUUCUUUUUGGACAUGCUGAAAUAAUUUCCCCUGACUUUCGAACGGCCCGCUCUAAAUCCAUAAACUAAUAUGUGUAUUUAUGAGGCGAUUGCUGCGCUUUUUGUCCUCCCUUUUUCCUCUCUGGCUGAGUUCUGUCCAAUUCGAGACCUUCAGCACUUCAUCACGUCGCCAAGCCGCGGUAGUGGGGAUUGGUUUGUGCUGAAUUUAUCAUUUAUUCGCCUGCCGCGCUUGAUUAUUGGCCUGAAAGCUUUUGCACGUACCAGCCAAGAACGAAGAACAGACCGAAAUCAGGAUGUCAAAUCCCCGGUCUCUUCCAUAUGUCUGUCCUGGGUUUUGUUUUGCUUUUUCAAACUAAUACGUACCACGUGUGUACUUGUGAUAGCUAAUCAGAAGCUGUGCCCUCUGCCCUGUCUCUGCAUCAUCCAUGGCCAGACCUCCGUGCUGUGCUUACGAGUCACUGCAUGGGUCAUUUGGGGAAAAGGUUUGUAUAUUUAGGCAGAGCCUCCUGGAACCCCAAGAGUCCCGACAGUUAAACUGGGAUCGGAGCCCACCAGAGCUGUGUUCAGUGUCAGUCCCCACCCUCCGGGGCUGAACGUGACAGAUGCUUGUGUUUUCCAGCGCCCAGGUUCAGAUGUCAGCCGACAGAUCGUACAUCAGGCCCCGCUUACUGUCUCUGGGUAGCUUCCAAGAGGCGCAUGCUCAUUCACGGCAAGAGAUGAAGGGACAGGAUGGACUCGAAUCGGACGAGACAAAAAUGUGUCCGGUGUUAAAAAACAGACUUUCUGGAAAGAACUUUGUAUAAUUUAUACGCGUCGUUGUGAGAAAACUGGUGUUCUGGAGGUUUGUCGAAGAGGCUCGUGUCUUCUGCAGGUGAUCCGCUCCAAAACGUGAGCACAUUAGCGGCUAAACGAGCAUUAAACGUUGUGGUGUAAGUGCGUCGGCACUUGGGAAAGCUCGAAUGGUCAUAAAUCAUUGAGAGUGACAUGAUUUGAACGUGGAACAAGUCCAGAUACCCCACUGCCAGCCAAGUCAUGGUGAAGUCCCGGCUCAAGCGAGUGGGAGGAAGGACUGAGCAAACGACCGAACUGAGUUGAGUGGUCAGUGCUUCAGCUCUGAGGAACCCUCUGUGUGUGGGGUGGUUUAUUUGUGUGUGUGUCUGGUUCGAGGGCAUGGGGGAUGCUCGGCUCCAGGACUGAGCGUGGUGCAGGGUGUGAGACAGCCUUCCUCGGCCACCCAAGUGGCAGAAAACCUGCGUGUUUGCAGCUGACCCCUACACAUUAACAGAACACUUCCUCAAUUUGUCUUGUGUGUUCUUGAGGCCCAAACGAAUUUCCUCUCUUUCGCAGCCACCUUUUGAGACGCUGCAUCCCCCGCAAGCCUCCCUCGAAAUCACGCCCACCUCCAGCACAUACACACACUUAACAAUUAGUACUUUCUUACUGCCGAACAAAGACAGUAUGCAGGCUGUGUGGCCUGUAAAGGCGUAUAACCUCAAAGACACGCGAGGCGAGGCGAGGCAGUGCAGCGCAGCAUGCAGCUUUGAAAUAAACACACAGGCCACGGUACAAUGAUCCGAAAGACAAUUUGCACUGUUUCGAGCUAUUGUUUAACUCGGUCAGCUGCUCUAGGGCCGUGAAAGGUUUUAUAUUCUCUUUUGUAAAAGUUUGCUUUUCGUUUUUGUGUUUAGUGGAAUAGAUAGAUAGAUUGGAGUACCAAGAUUUUUCCUCGAUUUGAUCAACUCCUUGCUGUUAUAUUUCGAAAUAUAGACAAAAUCAUCAUGAAAAGAACUUCUUCAUGGAGCAGCCAGAUCAUUUCCAAGCCCUAUACCAUACAGGUUUGACUAAUAUGAAUGUGAUUGUCUGGCAUAAUGAUGAUAAAUUAUUAAUAAUUUAGUUUUAUUUGGUAAUGACAUUCACUGCAAGCAACACUGUCUCUUGAGACCUUUUGUCAGAUCACCUGAAAAUGCACUCUGUCUUGUUCGCGCUUUAUCGUUCUCUUCUUUCUCUCGCUCUGUCUGUCUCUAUCCUCUUUCAUGCUCAUCGUCUACACAUAUUUUGAUAUUCCUCUAAAGGGGGGGAAGAAACUCUGAAAACAAAGAGCUCUGAUUUCUUGCCACCUGCUAGCUCUGCCCUCAACAAUACCACUGUUAAAGGACCACAAACAAAGACGCCUCGAGGAAAGUUUGGGGGACCAUUCAUUACGAUGACAAAAGAGACAGAAAUAUAUUAUCAUAAUUAAUCUUAUCUGUGACUGUGGGUGGCAAGUCUUUCCCAUUUGCGACUGAUGGGUCUUUACAAUGCCAACAUGUACACAUCAGUGUGUCACAAUGCAUGCUGGGGCCUGAGAAUAUUUAAGCUUUGUAAACAUUCACUGAACAAGUCCCGCGUGUUAGCAGGAGACCAGCGUCACCCCAUGGCUUUUAGGAUGGGCAGAAAAACCCUUUUCGGCCUUUUUGGAUACAAAUGUAAUGUGGCUUCUGUUUUCAAUGGCUAAUCUAAAUAAUAAAAAAAAAUCUGUA
Molecule: messenger RNA, 4992 nt
Organism: Neoarius graeffei (lesser salmon catfish)
Lineage: Eukaryota; Metazoa; Chordata; Actinopteri; Siluriformes; Ariidae
Gene: eif2b3
Product: eukaryotic translation initiation factor 2B, subunit 3 gamma
Exons: 12
Coding region: 248-1609 (453 amino acids)
Biological process (GO): biosynthetic process; cytoplasmic translational initiation
Cellular component (GO): eukaryotic translation initiation factor 2B complex; guanyl-nucleotide exchange factor complex
Molecular function (GO): translation initiation factor activity; guanyl-nucleotide exchange factor activity
Source: RefSeq, a predicted model, not a curated record